This is a messenger RNA of Acanthochromis polyacanthus (spiny chromis), 15415 nucleotides long. RefSeq names its product immunoglobulin superfamily member 10-like. NCBI's taxonomy places the organism in Eukaryota, Metazoa, Chordata, Actinopteri, Pomacentridae. Gene Ontology annotation, molecular function: protein binding. Gene Ontology annotation, cellular component: extracellular region. The transcript is spliced from 11 exons. The record is from RefSeq and is a predicted model, not a curated record. The coding region runs from base 3796 to 12336 and encodes 2846 amino acids.
UUUUCUCAUUUUUAAAUACAAAAUAUGACAGGUGAGCGUGGACUUUAGGGUUGUUUAACCCUCUGAACCCGGUAAACCGUUGGUGGGUUUCAGAGACAUGUCAUCUUAUUAUAAUUAUACAAUUUAUCAGAGACAGAAAGUUAAACAAAACAAAAAAAAAAAACAAUCAUCAGAUUUUUUUUUACUUUCUAAUGGUUCUUGAACAAAUCACCUGUAACCUGCUAUUCCACUGGAAAAUGUAAUCAAAUGUAAGCUUCAAAUCAUAUUUAGUCAAUAUUUACUUUAUUGUACAUGUCUCAUUUUUGCAAAAAUAACAUGUUUUCCCUAACAAGAUUCUGUACAAAAGCAAAAAAAUCUUUGCUCCUUUGCUGGCAGUUACAAGACAGACAUUUUGAGUCUCUUCUGCUGAACUAGAUUAAGUUACAGGAUGUGUUUACACAGAGCAGAGAACAGACGGUAUGGAAACAAAUUAAAAUGCAAGUGGCAAAAAAACACUUAAAAAUGAUUUAUGUAAAAUAUACAUUUGCUAUGCUUCACAAAAGACAUAUUUGAGUUCUCUCUACUUCUGGCAAUAACUGUGCUGUUUCCAUGAAGAUGUAGGACUUUAUAUUGCAGUAUAAAAUGAGCCCACAGUGAGGAAAAAUGUGACAGGAGUGAAAAUUGCCUAGAAUCUGCUUGAGGUUCAGAAGUUCAAAGGGUUGAAGGUGCCACUGACAGAACUGUGCUGAGAAGCAGAAGCUAACAAUUAUUUUUCUUUUGACUAAUUGGGUAAUGUAAUUACCUCUUCAACCUUCAGUUAGUAAUAUGUAAUACUGUGAGAUUGAUUACAUUCAUUCAGUAACUUGCCCACCACUUGUUGUAAGUGAGAUAGGUGGAAGCCAUUUGUUUAGUGAUUUACUGAUUGACUGAUUCAUUUAUUGUUAGUUACGGUCCACAAAAGAAAUCAACAUCAUAACCCUCAAUCUCUGCCUCCCUUUAUUCAUUCAUUCACCUCUCCCAUGGAGGCAUUGAUAUUACAUUAUGUCUUCAUUCCUCAGUUGUUUCCAGUCAGACAGACUAUGAUUCAUUUAAUAUGGUCCAACACAUUCCAGUAACAGUGAUGAGCAUUGUAAUGAAGUGAGCCAGGAUUGCGCCUAAUACUUUUUGCAGUCAUAUUACAGCUACAGGGAACCAGUGCAGCAUGAGAACUGUUCAGCACUCACAGAAAAAAACGCCGCCUGCAGAGAGAAGGGUUAUAAGGUGGUGAGGAUUGGAUCAUCCGUUGAGAAACAUCACAGAGAGUUUUUUGCUGGCAAUUGUAAAGCAUCAAAUCACAUCCACCAUUCAACAUCUACGGAUGUUCAUGUCGACUGUAAAGCUGGAGGGUGUUAACAGCCAUUCAAGAGAAACGUUAAGAUCCAUUAUUCAAGCAGCUGAUGUGGAAAUUCAAACAUCUUCAAUGGUGACCUUGUUCUUACAUCUGCUGCUGCUCUCUAGCUCUGCUGCCCCCUGUGGUGAGCGCAGAAAACCUUCAGAUCUACCGGAACAGUCUGUGAGUGAAGGUGGAGAUUCUGGCUGUUUUAUUCUGAAGAUGGAAAAUAAAGUUGAUGCAAGAAAAUCUUACUUAUGUCAAUCAACUUCAUGUGAAAACAGCCACUCCCUUGCUUGCUGGCUUAUCACCCACUUACACACUCUGGGCCACAAACAUACAAACACUUGGGGGGGUGGGAGGGACACUUACAGGAGACAACAGCUGAGGAGCAUCAAUCUAUUUCUGUUCUCUCAGAAGGAGGUGUGAUCAUUAUCGGGUGCCUGAGAAUCUGAGAUCACAAAAAAAAGCCGGACAAUCCCUUAUUUGGCUGCUUUAAACCCACAUUUCAGGGAAAUUUUGUGAAACUAUGGGAAUUUCCUAAAACUGCAAGCUGAAGUCCAGUUUGUGCUUCAUUGUCCUAUUGACUUAAAAUGAAUUACAUGAAAAAAAGGUAUUGAUGAGAAAUAAAUGCAGCCUGUUGACACCACUGUUUUGCACUUCAAGAAUCAAACUUUGCACAUAUCAUGUAAAUGGAAAUGACAACAGCAAUUGUUUGAUGCCAAAAAAUGAGAUACUAAUGAAGACACAGAGGUCGCGUCUUCUGUAGUAUCUUUGGUAUUCUGGAAGUUUUCGUGACUUAAAGUGUGUAAUGUGGUUUAAAAAGAGACAUAUCAAAAUGGAUUUAGUACUUUCUAACCUGAAUUAUUUUCUUGCAGUGUGGAACUACAUGUAAAGAGAUGAAAUGUAUAAUAUUAGCUUAUAAAAUAAGGAAGCUGUGAUUGUUGUCUUUUGUUUAUUGUUUGUUUUUGUUACUUUGUUAUAGUUAUUAGUUAGUCCUUAGGCUUUUUUUGUGGUGAAUCAAAAAUGUUCUUGGAAAUGUAAUUUUGGGGCUCUGGGGAUUUUAUUUUUUCAUUGAAAAUCCUUGGUGAGCCUCUGCUGCAAUCUCCUCCAACUGAAAAAAGAAGGUAAAAAAACAGCAUAAUGACCAUCCAUGCAACUGAAAGCCAGCAUUCCUCCCCAAAAUUAAGUAACAAAAUAAAAGGGGAUGCAGCUCUUUAACAUGUUAUAAGAGGGUUAAACGGGUUAAAAUGUGCCACAGCCCCUCAUUUAGAUCAUUUAGCUGCCUGUUUCCAUGGCCUGCCUCGGAGUUAAAGGAUUUGGGAGGCAGACUGGAGCGCAGCAACGUGUAACCUCUGAGUUUCCAAAAAGCCCCUCCUCGGUUAGACCCUUAGCCUGAGCGUCACUCUAUUCACUUCAGUCCCCCUUCCUCUGCUCAAAUACACAUUCACUGUCCUGCAGACACACACAACACACACAACACACACACACAAACACAAGUCACACACAUUCACUCAGCGCCAGACGCGUUCUGCAAACAGCCCGCCUGCCGCUUCUUGCACUACUUUCCUCUCCAAGAGCGCACAAGAACAACUCUUGGAUGCAGCUGAACGCAUUUAAGAAAAAAAACUUUGCUUGUGAACAAAAGUGGCACUACUUCACAGGCUUUUUCCUCGCUUUCCUUAGUGACAUCUGAAGUGACAACUUUUUUUUUUUUUGGUUGUUGGAAUUUUCUCCGCGGUAUCGGAGCUAAUGGGUGAAUAAACUGGGUAAUUGCAUAGGAAACUCCCGAAGCGCGCAACUGGAUUAAAAUCAGCAUUUGAUGAGCAAAAAUGAAUAAUUCCGUGAAAUAAUUUCACUCCUCCGGACCAGAGGAUUUCAAGGUAUGUUCUUAUCUACCGUGACCACGCAUUACAAUAAUCUAUUCAUCUCCAAAGCGUCCUGCUACGGAGAAGUCAUUUACUUUAAUUUCGGCUCGAAGUUAAGAAAGCCUCUCGCAGCGUUUGGCUCUACAGUUGGUUUGAUGAAUUUGAAUGGUUAAAGUGAAUCUGUGCUUGUGUGAGAUGAGAUAAGAAAGAGAGAGAUCAGCGGGGCAGUUUAUCCCAACUUUACCCUGAAUUCCCUUUAAUUGAAUCCUGAUGCGUUUUUUGUUUAGUUUCUUUUUUACAUGAUUGUCACUUAAUGUUCCUUCUGAGCAUGCGCAUGUGUGGUUGGAUAAAAGUGUUUUAUUUGAGGCAGGUGUAAUGUGCCAGUAUGGUUGUAUGGGUGCAGUGUGGGUGGAAGAUUGGAGGGUAUCACUUGUUGAACAGAUUGCAAAGCCCUCUAAGUCAAAGUGGUGGUUUUGGGCUGCGUUAAGGUGGACUGUGCACUCUCUGCACUCUUCUUCACUUUCCCUUUUCUCUUUGGCAGUGAUAAUCUCAGUGCAGCUUCUCCUCUUGUGAGUGAAGAUGUAUCGGAGUGUCUGUGUGUCGGCGGCAUCGCUGGCCCUCCUGGUGUUGAUCCUCGUGGUGCCCGGGGGCCGGUCCUGUCCCAGGAGCUGUAACUGCUACCAGGCCAACGAAGUCCACUGUACCUUCCGCUCACUGCUCACUGUUCCUCCUGGCCUGCCUGCACACACACGCCGCAUAAACUUAGGAUUUAACAGCAUCAACAGGCUCCAUGACACAUCUUUUGUUGGACUGAAGAAGGUGGAGCUUCUGAUGCUCCACAGCAAUGACCUCCAUCAUCUUCCAGAUGAAGCAUUCAGAGAUAUGAAGUCACUGCAGAUACUAAAGCUAAGCUAUAACAAGCUGAGAGAGAUCUCUUCAUCUCUGACCUUUUCUGGCUUGACCUCACUGCUGCGCCUGUACUUGGAUCACAAUCUCCUCCAGCACAUCCACCCCCGGGCCCUGCUCCAGCUGCCUAGCCUCAGGCUACUACGUCUGCAAGGGAACAGGCUGCAUCAGCUGCAUCCUCACACUUUGUGCACACUGUCCCUGCUGAAUACAUAUUACUUUUCUACACUCAGACACCUAGACCUCUCCAAUAACAGUCUAACUACUUUGCCCAAAGACACCCUAUCAACAGCACCUCUGCUGGAGACUCUUGUGCUGCAGGCUAAUCCAUGGAGUUGCGACUGUAGGAUGAGCUGGCUGCUCACUUGGAGUCUGGCUCACCCAGGCUUAAUGAAAUGUCCCGGUGGCCCUCAGUGUCCAGUCUGUGACUCGCCCAAUUCACUUCAAGGGCACGGCUUGCUUGAGCAGACUGCCUUAUUGUGCAGCUCACCCGUCAUCCUCUCCACAGGAAAAGAAACACAUCUGGAGACAGAUCCAAGUGAAAUUCUAACAAGUGAAACUUUCAGAGAGCCUUUGGGCAGCGUCUCUCUGGGUCUGUCUGACGAGCAAGGAAACAGUGUGGCUCUGAGUUGCAACAUCACUCAUUCUUCUGACUCCCAGGAUAUUGCUCCUCUUCCAGAUCUCUCCCUGGCCUCCUCUGCCCCUCUCCCCCUUGCUCUGUCACUCACUCUGAAGUGCCCUAUGGAGAGACAAAGCUAUGAGAAACUUUGGAGGAUUCUGGCUUAUUACAGUGAGACUGCGGUUCGCCUCGAGAGGGAGAUCAUGCUGAGUAAAGCCCCGGCAUUGGCCUACCGCUAUAGGCAGGCGGCGGAGACAAUUGGAUAUUAUCACACUGGAGUCAGAGCUUCGGUUAAAGCCAGGCCACAUUGGUUAUUACAGACGGCCAUUAGUAUUCAACUAAACAGAGCACAGUCUAAUGGACAUAAAGUUCAACUUAUAUACUCAACAAGAGUUUCUGCUCAUCCUGACGCUUCCUCUCAUGUCUCAUCAUCCUCCGCUGCUUCUCAGCGAUGGGUACUGAUGUCUUCUAAUCAUACUACCACAGCACUGGCAGCAGUACCACGCAGUAAGGUAGAGCUCUCCUGCCCUCUUCUCAGUUCUGGCAACCCCAAAGUACAGUGGAUUCUCCCAGAUGGAUCCAGGCUUAUCCCACCCUCCAGCAGUCCAGAUGGUCGGCUGCGGGCCUCAGCUUCUGGUUUGCUUCUACAGAGAGUACGACUUUCAGACGCUGGGAUUUACUACUGUGUUGCCUGGGCUGGAAAAGAUGUAGAUGUUCUCCCCCUACACCUGGCAGUGGAGGGGUCGUCUGUUCCACCUUCAGGAGAGGAAGUAGAACCUCCUUUCAUGGGAACAGUUGAGGAUCCAAUCAGUCUGCCCUGCAUGGUGUCUGGUUCACCAGAACCUUACAUGAGUUGGAUUUUGCCAGAUGGAAAUCUAAUAAGACAGGGGUUAGCUGUGUCAGGUGGACUCACAAUAGAAUCAAAUGGGAGUCUCUCUCUGCCCAACCCUUCCCUACUGGAUGCUGGUCAUUACCGCUGCAUUGCGGUCAACCAGUAUGGUAGCGACUCUCGGUCUGUGCAGCUGAUAUUGAAUUCACAACAAAUCCCUUCACUUAGGGCUGUAUUUCCCAGAGGGCCGCAGUCAGCCUCUGGCCGGUCAACCAGAAUAAGAGCCCCUUUAUUAGGUCAGGUGGAUGAAGCAUCAGGGGACGGAGAAGAAGAAGAAGAGAGGACUGUUGUUGGCAAUAAGAGGCGACCAAUAUCUCUUCAGCCAACUCCAAACAGACGAUAUCCAAUAGGAAAUCCUCGAAGACGUGGUCCCAUCAGAGAAGGUCACCUGAGAAGAGGUGGGGGGCCUGUUUCAUCCACUGACCAGAGAAGAAACCGCUUUCAGAACAGACAUAGAGUUGCUACAAACAAACAAAGGAUAGACCCUCAGAAAUGGGCUGAUCUACUGGCUAAAAUACGUCAAAAGACUGCUCACACUAAUAACAGUCAACCUAUGACAACAGAAAAGCCCACAACUGAACCAGUACGAGGAGGCAAAGAUAAAGACACAAGAGGACAUGAGGGAGAUGAAGAUGCUGAAGGAGCAGAGGUAGAAGCAGAAACUGAGGGGUCAUCUGUUGAUGAUACUGUUCUACAGGAGGAAGAGCUACAGCCCGUACAAACUGUUCAAUCAGAAACACAGACAAAAAUGGAGACAAAAACAGAUGUAAACACUGAGAUAGAGACAAGUACAGAACAUCCAACAGAAGAACAGAUAAUAAUAGACAAGGAAACAGAGACACCCAUGCAGACAGAGAAAGCGGGUCCACAAACAGAGACACCAACAAACCCAGUGACACAGAAAGAACCAGUUACAUCUAACCCAAUGCCAGGAACAAAUGAAACUGUUAAAGAACUAGCUGAAGGGAAUGAACAAGGAGCAAACCCCAGCCCCCCAAGAACCAGGCCUCAGAAUCCUCGACAGGGACUAUUUCCUAAUUUGGUUCCAAACGUCCGGCCUCAGAGUCCUGGGCACUCACGCAGAAAGAUUGGACAGCGAAGACGAAUCAUCAACAGGACUAGGGGACAACCUCUGACCCCACCCCAACCUCUCCCCGACCCUGUGAACCCAAGGUCACAGACUGUGACACCUGACACUUCAACAGAUCGAACCAAUAUGUUGUUGCUGGUGUCAACGACCACGGCUCCAGCUAUUUUGUUGACGCCGAGUGACCAAAUUAAGACUGCUCCAAAUCUUGUGGUUCUAAAUCCUGUGUCCCCCCCUGUUUCUCGCACUCCUGGUAUCUCCACUUCAAAACCUGCCUCGCCCUCACUGCCUCCCUCCCUUCCCCAUACAAACACAGACACACAUGCAGACAUGAUGACUCACUCAGACAAGAUAACAGACGGUGAAGAGUCCUCUCUUUUGAACACACCAGCACCCACUCACUCUGAUAUUUGGAUUUCAGAAACACAUGUGCCAGACACACACUCUGGGACAUUUACACAUGGCAGGCAGACACACACAGAAACACAAACAGUCUUAGACAAACAUGUUGAUAGACCCUCAAGCAAACACGAUGAAGAGCGAGAGAGGACUUUCUUGAGUGUACCUAAUGAGUCCCACUCUUCAACCACUCACUCCUCCAUUGUUUCCUCAGUCCCCAGAACAGACACUACUGCUACUGCAAAAACCAUAACAACUCCUUCAGUGACUCCCAGGAGAGCUCAUUCUACUGGUUCUACUUGCAGCACAAAAAGUACAUCUACUACUACAGUUACUCCUUUGACUACCAGUCCCACUGUGUCUACAACUACAACUACUACCUAUAUUAAUGCAUCUAGCACUACCAGACAUACUACAUCUUCUGCUACCUCUACUACCACUACUACUACUACUACCACCACAACUCCUAUUCUUACAUCGACUACUCCGACUACUACUUCUACAGCUGGAACCUCUACCACAAGUACCACAGCUGAUACUAGCACUGCUGCUACUACUACUUCUACUACUACUCCUCCUACUACUGCUGCUGCUACUAGUACAAUCCCAUUUAAUGGUAUCCCCAGGACUGUUAACCCCAUUACUACCAUGACUUCUCCUCCAACUUCUAAAACUACUACUCCUCCUCCUACUACUGCUGCUGCUACUAGUACAAUCCCAUUUAAUGGUAUCCCCAGGACUGUUAACCCCACUACUACCAUGACUUCUCCUCCAACUUCUAAAACUACUACUCCUCCUCCUGCUACUGCUGCUGCUACUAGUACAAUCCCAUUUAAUGGUAUCCCCAGGACUGUUAACCCCACUACUACCAUGACUUCUCCUCCAACUUCUAAAACUACUACUCCAAGUACUAGUACUACGACUACUGUUUCAGCAAAAAUUUCUGCAACUACAAGGUCAGCUACACCUAGUACACUGUCCAGUACUACCACAACAUUGACGUCAACAGUUACCAAAGCGUCAUCCAGAGAAAGGUCAGGCAUUGUCCAAGUUGACCCCAAAGGGAGGCUUGGUUCUGGGUUUCCAAGCGAGAAUCGUCCCUCUACUGACUGGAAGAACCCUGGAGCUAAUUCUAUUCCAGAUUCACACAGCAGCAGGUCUCAGUGGUCUCCUUCUCCUUCGCUCCCUGCCGCGCCUGUGGCUCCAGUAUUGAGAUCCAGACCAAGGAUUGCAGACCCACACAUCAGGACAGUGUCUUUCCCAGCAGAAAGCACUGCCAGGCUGGAUUGUGAAGCAGAAGGAGAACCAAAACCGUCCAUCACAUGGACGAAAGUAGCCACAGGAGCGGUGAUGUCAGUCCACUCCAGGGCUCAGCGUUUUGAGGUCUUGCCAAAUGGCACCCUUGUUAUCCAGAAUGUUCAGCUGCAGGACAGGGGCACGUACAUCUGCAGUGCACACAGCUACCUGGGUCGUGACAGGUUGCUAACUACCCUGGAAGUCUGGACUCGCCCCCCUCGUAUGCAGCUGGCUAGUUACAGAGAAGUCACGAUUCAUCAAGGUGGAGAAGUACGUUUGGAGUGCCAAGCGGAUGGUGUUCCCACCCCUCUACUCUCUUGGGUUCUGCCCGAUCGCUCUGUCCUGACCUCUGCUGGCCCCUUCAACCGCCGAAUCACCAUGGACACGAAUGGAACCCUUCAUAUCUCAGUGACUUUACAGAGUGACCGAGGAGCGUACCGCUGUGUGGCUUCCAACUCAGCAGGUGCUGCCAGUGCCUCUGUGCGUGUACACGUGUCCUCAUUGCCCCCGGUGAUACAGCAACCCAGAGAGGAACACCUGCUCUUGUCUCCAGGGAGGCCUGUUUAUGCUCACUGCUCUGCCCGAGGUGCUCCACCACCAACUUUGCGCUGGCGAAUCCCAGAUGGGACCCUAGUUCGUCCAUCUCAGUUUCUCCAUGGCAACCUCUUUGUCUUGCCCAACGGGACGCUGCAUAUUCGAAAAGUUGGGCUAAAGGAGUCAGGGAGUUAUGAGUGCAUGGCAAGUAAUGCUGUGGGGGCCGUUAAGAGAACAGUGAAGGUAGAAAUUGAAGGGGGAGCAGAAGGAGAAAGAAGACAGGGAGUAGCAAUAAAUGAAGGGACAAAAGCAGUUGCCACAGAAAAACCACCUCCUUCAGUCAAUAAAGAUAAAACUUUGGCUAUCCCUGGCUACCCCUCAGGUCCAUUCAGCUCCAAUAAAUUUUCUCCUCCAUCUGUCGCUGAGAGAUCUAGGACCUUGUCACUCACACCAAGCUUUUCUCGCCCCUUGUCUUACCCUCAUCAAACCAAUUCCUCUAACUCAUUUCCUAAAAUCCAUAAAACAGUCACUGCCUCCCCCACACACUUUACCAAUAUCAGAAAAAAGGAUCCGUCCUCUCCUUCCCUGACCUCCACUGUGGCAACAAACAACACCAGACUCUCACCCAGUAUCAACAUCACCAGAGUUAUUUCUUCUUUCCCCACUGACAGAAGAGCUCCAGCUGUUCUGCAUCCCUCGCCUGUUUCUCCUUUCAGUAAAGCCCGUAUUGUCUCCACAUCACCCUCUGUUUCUACUGUCCACUAUGGGGGCAUUUUACAGCUUCAUUGCACUGUAACUGGCAACCCAGCGCCCAUCAUUAUCUGGAGGACCCCCAACAGAAAGCUGGUGGACAUGCACUUCAGUUUUGACCGACGCCUGAAGGUGCAUCCAAAUGGCACCCUGUUGGUGCAGUCAGUAACAGAGAAGGAUGCUGGAGACUACCUAUGCAUUGCACGAAACAAAGUCGCAGAUGAUUAUCGCCUCCUGCGCGUCUCUGUGGCUACCAAACCUGCCAAGAUUGAGCCAAAACAACCUCUUAAUCAGAUGGUGUCAUUUGGUAAACCACUGAAGGUGGACUGCCAAGCAUCAGGACUGCCUGACCCAGCUGUUCACUGGAGCUUGCCAGAUGGAACCAUGGUGAACAGUGUGCUGCAUGGGGAAGACAGAGGAGGGCGUGCACGACGACUGACUGUCUUUGACAAUGGGACGUUACUGGUUCCCGCAGUGGGUUUGGGAGAAGAGGGGGAGUAUACAUGUUAUGCUGAGAAUCAAGGAGGUCAAGACACCAUGAAGGUAAAAGUAAAGGUCAUGAGGACAUCUCCACCAGCCUUUACCAACGACAGAAGCUACCAUGUUACUAAAGUACGUCAGGGAGCGACUGCCACCAUUCCCUGCCGGGCCACAGGAGAUCCUACCCCCACGGUGACAUGGUUUUCCCCAGCAAACCGUGUAAUCCCUCAAAGCAUAGGAUCUGGUUAUUACUCUGAGCGGGUUGUUGUGGUUUCAGGUGGAACUUUGGAGGUGCGUAUGGCUCAAAAGAUUGACACAGGAAACUAUACAUGCCGAGCAAGCAACUCAGCAGGGGGAAAGAGCAUGGUGGUGGGCCUGGAGGUGGAGGCGUCUGCAUAUGGACAGAGCGGCGGAAGGGGUGGGGCUAUUAAUAGUGGUAGCAGUAGAUCAGGGGAGAACAUUAAUAAUGGGGGGAUAAUCCGGUCAGGAUUUACCAGUGGAAUCACAAACAAGCUUGGUAGCAAUUACAGCAGCUACCAUAGUGAUAAUAGUGGCAGGAUAAGAAACAUUGUACCAAACACUAACUUGGCAAUCAGUGGCUCUAAUCCUGCCCCUAGGAGGGAAAGUGGAUUAAACAGGCCUGUCAGUGGAAUCACAACACAGCUAGGUAGCAGUGUUAUCAGUGCUGGGGUGAAUGGGGCAAGAAAUGUAGGCAUUAAAGAUAGAAAUACACCCGACAUUAUAAAUAGUAGUAAUAGUGUGGGUAACGGUCAGAGCACAGGUAGAGGAGAGAGUGUUGAAAGGAAUCUGGGGACUUCUAAUAAUGAAGUCAUUGCGGAAAAGGCUAGUAAUGAUGCUAACGCCAGUAGAGACUACAGCAGGUUAAGUGGUAUUUCAAGAGACGUUGGAGGUUUCGGUAGCAGCGUGUCUAAUAAUGGAGCUGCUACAAGCACACUCAGAGGAAAUGGUUUUAGUAGGAGUAGUAAUCUAGAAGAAAACCGAAGAAACAGUGGUGGCUCAAGCAGUAGUACAAGUGCUAAAAGCUUUCCUAAUUCUGUUGUGGGUGUGGUAACGACGGUGAAGCAACGAGCAGUUAAAGGCCAAACAGUUCUUUUGCCAUGCCCCUCCCAAGGGUCCCCUCCUCCCCGACUGGCCUGGUUUCUGCCCGGUAACGGCAUGUUGCCAGCUCCCUACUAUGGCAGCCGACUCACUGUGCAUCGAAACGGCUCCUUGGAGCUGCGGGGCGUCCGGGCAAGCGAUGGUGGAACCCUGAUUUGUGUCGUGAGAAGUGAGAGAGGAGAGAUGACUAUUCGGGUGGAGCUGCAGGUGUCGGACUCACAGGAGGAGGCCAGGUCUCCACAGAGAGGACAAACAUUGGAAAGACCUGCUGGUUUAAUUGAGGUGCCUCAACUGAAUUCAGCUCGAUCUUUGAACUCAAGGCCAGCACCACCUGUGGUGCCUCAUCCAAGAAUCCCAGUUACUCAGAAGCCUCUACAGAGGGGCUUGAGUUUGCCUGCAGCACCUCACCCAGUUGGUCCUCCACCCUUCACUGGUCCUGCCUCAGAGCCAGCAGUAACCACCACAACAGCCCCACUGGUGAGCAUCAUUAAUGGAGAGACUCUUCGCUUGCCCUGCCCUGAACCCCCUGGACACCUAAAGGGCUCGCUCUCCUGGACCAUGCCCAGCGGCAAGGUUCUGUCCAGGGGUGAGAGUGGUGACUCAAGACGUUACUCAGUACAAGAAGAUGGAACAAUAACAGUCCUUCAGGCCUCUGUGUUCGACCGAGGCACCUACACCUGCAGAUCCACCAGUUACGACUCCUCCUUAGUUUCAGUCGCCACGGUUCCUGUCAUUGUCAUCGCCUACCCUCCGCGCAUUACAACAGGCCCGCCCCCAGUGACCUACACGCACCCCGGGGUUGCCGUGGAGCUGCCCUGCCUGACCACAGCAACUCCACGGGCGACACUUACCUGGGAAACACCUGACCUGACGCAGCUGAGGGCGAUGGAUCAGCCUCGUAUUUACGGAAACCGCUACCUUAAUCCUCAGGGUUCCUUGGUGAUUCAGAACCCGACAGGUAGAGAUACAGGAUUUUACAAAUGCACCGCCAAAAAUGUCAUAGGAGUGGACACAAAGACAACCUACCUGCACGUUAUAUAAUGGGGUGAAGCCAACCUACAUACACAAACAGACCCACAAAAACAUGCAGAAGAGACGAGGGAACUCCAACGAUACUUUUUUCAAGUGAAUGACUUCUUUUUCUAUAACACUAUGUGUCCCUCAUGCCCAAAGACACUGCAAAGCUCUGUGCUGAAUCUCAGAAAGAACUAAUAUACAGUGUAUGUCCUAUGUAUGUAUUUUUAAUGUCUGACUUUGUUGUCAAUACUGUGUUUUUCUCUGCAGAUACUUUGUCUCACAUUAUUUUCUGCAUAAACAAGUAAUUAACAUUCGAGGAGGAUUGCUUAAUGCAGGUAGUGUUACACACUUAACCUGUUGUGCCUUGCUGUGUAUCUCAUUGGCCUAAAAUCUAUUUUGAAAUGGUGCUUAUUUCAUACUUGCAGCAAAAGGUGCAAAAGGCCACAUUUGUGUCCAUGGAUUUCCUGUCCGGUGCUGCCAGAACUAAACGAAUAUCACAACAAUCCACAAGUUUGACUUUUUUAUGAGUAUUUAUGUACAAAACAUGGAAAUGUCUAAUAUUUUAACCCUCAUCUGAAGGAUUUAAUGAUCAGUCUUCCUUGUUGCACAGUUUUAGCAUUGCUUUAAAACAAUCGAAACCUAACCAUGGUGCUUUACCUUGCUUUAUUACUAUGCCAGACAUUUUACACCUAGAAUUAUGGUAGAAUUUGCAAUACUGUAUAUAACAACGUAACUGAAUUAUACAGACACCACACAGCCUCACACAAUGAGAAUGUCUGCUGCCACAAAUGUAUAUAAUGUGAUGUCACCUAAUAUUAUUCUGCUUACUGUGAUGCAGAUAUUCAUAAAAUAUUCUGUGUUCUCUCAAAUGUUCCAAAUUAGAGCAAAAAUACACUCAGAUUUAAAAUGCCAUCUUGACAUUUACCUUUCGCUCUUAUUUUUUCUGACUAAAUGCGUAUUAAUUAAUGUUGUCUUUGUUGCUGCAGUGCAUAUGAAGCAAACAGUAACUUCAACUGGCAGCCUUACUUUCCGUGUACUGCCUCCGUGAUACAUUUAAUCCUUGACAGACAUGAUGAUGGAGGACUUCAGAAUUAUAAUCCACCCAAACACCAGCCUCUUCAGGAUUUUCCUCAUUUUGUGACUUACUUGUGAGUUCCAAACCUGAAAAUAUUGCGCCACUGACUGUAUCUCACAUUCUCACUGCAUUAAUGAGAGAUGGCACAAAGCAUCCAUGAUAACACAACAAUUUUUAGAAGAGUGAUUUUCACGAGUAUUUUCAUAUUAAAGAUGGUAUAAGUGUGUGUAUGUGUGUGUGUUUCAAUUGCCUGCCCUAAGCUUGUGGACAAAGCUAGCAGUUUGUAGUUAUAUACCUUUAUCUGCUGGUUGGUUUUAUCCUGUUUUCAUUGUGUCCUUAAAUUAUUUGUCUUGUAAAGACUUUGUUGUCCGAAACCAUUUUUGUCAUAAAGGGAGAAAUGAUUAAAUAUUAAUUUGUAUCAUGUCCUAAUACCCAAUGAUGUCUAACUCUAUUUUUAACAGUUUCAUUUUCUGAAUAAAAACGACAGAACCGAAAGCCGUUUACUCCAUAAAAUGCCAACAGUUUUGGUACAGAUUGAGAGUGAGCGCUUGUGUGACUGCAGACUGAGAAAAGAAAACACCUGGUGGGAGGCUGAGAGCGAGGAAGGAAACUUUUCCUUGCGUAUAUUAUGAGAACAGAAAGUCCUUAUCCCCAGCUCAGCUAUCAGACCAGGAAAUGGGGUCUUAACUGUAGAUGAGACACAUGUUGAUGACAUCAUAUUCCUCUCCCUGGGAAAUGCAAUAAAACUCACAGCAGCCUGCAGAGCUGCUCCACACAUACCCACCCUGCAUGAGCUCACACCUGUCGUCCAGUAAUUCCUUAAAUUAAUUAUGACAUAUACAUUGUGUAAGAGCAAUGUGCCGUGAAGGUACACUGCUUGAGCCAUUAGUGUGAAAGUAAACAGUGUACAGUAAAAGAUGCUGAACAUGUGGGGACGUCAAGCAAGAUAUCUUUGUGGCGCUGCCAAUUCCAAAAGCACCUGAAAUAGCUGUCAAAAAUGCAGCACCGGGGAAUUAUCGCUGAAUGUUUUUGUGAGCUGUCAACACAACCGUCACAGAAUGCAUACAGUAAAUAAUAACUUUGAGAUUAUUUUCACUUUUUCCAGCUGUGAAGUGCUUCUGCAUUUCCCUUUUGCAUUUUACUGCGAGGCAAAAGCGCCAAUCAUGCCUCAGUCAAAACUCGAGAAGUCUUUUGUGCGCAUGUUGUCAUUGUUAUAAAAGCUUAAUAAUUUAUUUUCUGUCAUUUUGAGGUAUCGGCGUACAGCACUCUCGAUACACUUAAAACUAGAGCACAAACAUGCAAGAAGGACACAGUCCAGCACCAGCCCCAGCCCUUGAGGAUAAAACCAACCAUUAGCCCAAUUUAACACUCCUUUGUGGGAUUUUUGGUAUCUUAUUGUUCAUGACACAAAUUUGUUAGGCUGCGGUUUGGUUCUAGCUAAAAAUCAAGUCCAGGGUUUGUUUACAACCUCUAAAAAGUUCCAAAUGUUUCUAGCUCUGGGCUGAAUGCUCCCUGACCAGACCAUUUAGCCUAAAUUAAUACAAUAAGUCCAAACCUGUUGUUGUUAUUAGUCAAACUUGAGAAAAAACCCAAGCUGCGGAAUAAUUAAAAUGUAAAAAAAACAAAACAAAAAAACCCCAGAAAACAAAACAAUCUCAAGCACUGCAGAGCUGAAGUUUAUUGAUGUGAGCUGUUCACAGAUCAAAGGCAUUGCUAAUUAGAAUCAUUGCCAUGCACCACCCAGUAAUUCGGGCAGUUUAGUUUGAGUUCUGCAUCUAGAGGGAAAUAUAAUGCUUCGAAGCAAACGGCAGAAUUUUGUUUUGUGUCCCACUUUUGAUGAAGCCAGUUGUUUUCUAUGGAGGCUUUGCAUGUUUUGAAUUAUCUCCCUGAAUGUAUUGGAGAUUUUCCAUCCAUUAUGAGUCCAUGUUUGUGAUCCUAUCCCAAAUAAGUGAUUGCUAAUCCCCUUUUUGCGUGCAAUUGCAAACUUACAGGCAUAUAACUAACUAAUAAAGCAUCACUGGCAUUUUA